CUCGUGUAUACAGAAAAUAAAUGAGUGAAGGAAUUCUGAAGUCUCAAUCUGCUGUAAGAUUCUAGGCUCUACCUUUUUAUGCAUGAGCAUCUUCCAAAUUCCAUCCACACCUUCACCUUCACCUUCACCUUCCAUAUAAAUGAUAACAAAAACCUACGGUUUUUAUACCUUCCUUUGUUUCCAUGGCGUCAACAACUGAACCCCAUAACCAUACCUUCAACAAUCUCAUCUCCAAUUUCAUCCAAUCAACAAUCUCUAAUUUCUGUUUUUUCAUUCACCAUAAACCCAAGUCAUCCUCUUCUUUAAUACCCAUAAUUCCUACAAUUACCAACUCUUCUGGUUCAUCUAAAGUUUUUCUCCCACUUCCUCUCCCUUUCACUGAGUCAACUCAGAAUGACUCGUACCCUUCCACUAGUUCCAUUCACCGUCCUGGACAACCUGAACCCGGGUCGGGUUUCCCUUCAAUGGUCCGAAUUGGAGGGUCAAGGUCUUUUGGAAAUGGUGGCAUAGGUGGAAACGGUGGGCCUGCUUUUGUUGGACAAGUUUUUAGUAUGUGUGACCUCACUGGGACUGGUCUUAUGGCUGUUUCUACUCACUUUGAUAUCCCCUUUAUUUCAAAGAGAGCACCGGAGUGGAUGAAGAAGAUGUUUACAGCUGUAAUAAAGAAUGAAACAGGUCCUGUCUUCCGUUUUUUUGUGGACCUAGGUGAUGCAGUUUCCUACGUUAAAAGGCUAAACAUUCCCAGUGGCAUCGUGGGUGCUUGUCGACUUGAUUUAGCCUAUGAACAUUUCAAGGAAAAACCCCAUCUUUUCCAGUUUGUUCCAAAUUCGAAGCAGGUGAAAGCAGCUAGCAAGCUUCUAAAAGAAAAAAAGAAAGUAGGUGGGGGACGGAUUAAUGGUGUUCCUGUUUUCUCUGCUCAAAAUUUAGAUAUUGCAAUAGCAACUCCUGAAGGAAUUAAGUGGUACACACCUUAUUUUUUUGAUAAAAAAGUUUUGGAUAACAUAUUAGAGGAAUCAAUUGAUCAGCAUUUCCAGUCUUUGAUUCAAAGCCGUCGUGUGCAACGGCGGCGUGAUGUUAUUGAUGACAACUUUGCAGCAGAUAUCACCGAAGAGAGUGCAGAAAGCAUAUGGGAGCCUGCAGAGGUUCAGGAAAUAAUGGAUGAAAUGGGACAGCCUGGAAUACCAUUAAGUGUCAUAUCAAAGGCUGCAGAAAUGCAGCUCUUAUAUGCUGUUGACAAAAUGCUUCUCGGAAAUAGAUGGUUGAGAAAAGCAACUGGGAUUCAGCCAAAAUUUCCAUAUACGGUGGACUCAUUCGAGAGUAGGAGUGCUGUUUCUCGGUCAAGAGCAUUAAAGAUAGCUACCUGUUCUGCAAACUCAGAAACGGAAAGCCUAAAUGAAUUGCCAGAGCAGAAUGUUUCUGCACAGGCGGGACCAGAAAUUAAAGAGCAAGAAAUUUUACAGCCAGCUAAUCCCUGUGCUUCAUGGAGAGAUUGGCUAAGACCACCUUGGUUAAAACCCAAAUGCAAGACCAACAAAGCGGAUGAUUCAAGUUUUGUAGAACCAUCGAGAGGUUAUUUGAAAGAAGAGCUUCAAAAUAGUCCGCUUCUCCCAAGGAUUACGAUGGUUGGUAUUGCUACAACUGAGCCAGGACAAAUGAAUAAAGCCACUAUAAAGAAGACCAUGGAAGAUUUAAGCAAGGAAUUGGAGCAGGAAGGCCAUGACAACUCUGCCUCUAAGAACUCGGGAAAACAUUUCCAUGAGGAUCGAGAUCCUCUUUUCGUAGCAAAUGUUGGGGAUUAUUAUUCAAAUAUGGGAACAAGUUCACCUCGAUGGCUACGUGGCACACAGAUAAAGAUUUAAAAGAUACCGUAAUUGAUUGUUCUGCGUUGUUUACAUCGUGUAGUUUGGUUGGUACGACUCAUAACACGCAAAGCGACCAUAGUAAUCGCUCUUGGGCUGCUACGAAUUGCUGCGGUAUUUAAUGUCAAGAAUGAAGGUUUGCGGUAGAAUACUUGAAGUUAGUUGUAUAAAAUCUUACCGAAUCGAAAUUGUUAAAAAUUUCGUGCCUCAAAUCGUUGAUGAGAUGCAAGCUUAGGGUGUUAUCUUGUUAGGGAUCAUGUACUAUAUUUUAUAUUUACUUGUGUACUCAUUGUUGUACAAGAAAUUAAGGAUAUUUUAGUAGAUUGUAAGAAAAAGUUUUAUAA
Messenger RNA from Amaranthus tricolor (Joseph's coat), 2203 nucleotides. RefSeq lists its product as uncharacterized. The record is from RefSeq and is a predicted model, not a curated record. The transcript has 9 exons. The coding region runs from base 183 to 1859 and encodes 558 amino acids. Lineage: Eukaryota; Viridiplantae; Streptophyta; Magnoliopsida; Caryophyllales; Amaranthaceae. Gene Ontology annotation, biological process: protein transport.